GCAGCAUUUGCCAUCAUGACCUGGUCCGUCCUCGACGUCGUGACGGCGCGGAUCCCGACGUGGAACUCGCAGCUCGAGAACCAGACCGCCCGCGGUGGCGGCCAGCGCUUCACGAGCUUCCAGAUCACCGUGCAGGGCCGCAGCGCGUCCUGGUCGCUCGCCAAGCGCUACAGCCAAUUCCGCGACCUCCACCUCGGGCUCUGCAAGCGCUACGCGUCUGUGCGCAGCCUGCCGUUCCCGCCCAAGCGCUUCUUCUCGUCGCUCUCGCUGCGUGUCAUUGAGCAGCGACGGCUCGGCCUCGAGGGCUAUGUCCAGAGCCUCUUGGCCAUGCGCCCGCGUCCGCACGAGCUCACGCCGUUCCUUGCGCCCGACGCAGACGACAAUUCUAUGAACGACCCGGCCGGGCGCACGCCGACGUCCGAGAUCGGCUCGACCUUUACGACCCAGCACGCGGCGCUGGACGUGGUUACGCCACCGAUCGACUUGUACCUCGACACGUCGUUCGACCCAAGUCGCAAGUGGUCGGUCGCCGACUUUGACAUCCUCAAGGUGCUUGGGAAAGGGUCGUUUGGCAAGGUGUACCUUGUUCGCACGCGCGACGAUAAGAACACGCUGUACGCGAUGAAGGUGCUCAAGAAGACGGAGCUCAUCCAGCGCCACCAAGUGGACCACACGAUGACGGAGCGCGAGGUCAUGAGCGCGCUCAAGCACCCGUUCAUCGUCGCGCUGCGCUGCUCGUUCCAAACCGAGUCGACGCUCUUCAUGGUCUCAGACUACUGCUGCGGCGGCGAGAUCUUCUUUCACCUCAAGAAAUUCCGCGCCUUCUCCGAGUCCAUGGUGCGCUUCUACGCCGCCGAGCUCAUCUCGGCCCUCGGAUACCUGCACUCGAAGAACAUUGUGUACCGCGACCUCAAGCCCGAGAACGUCCUCCUCGACGCCGACGGCCACUUGCGCCUCACCGACUUUGGCCUCUCCAAGAAGCAGGUCACGAGCACGUCCGGCGCGCGCACGUUUUGCGGUACGCCCGAGUACCUCGCGCCCGAGAUGCUCCUCAGUCGCAAGCACAAGUCGAUGUACGGCAGCGCGAUCGACUGGUGGAGCCUCGGCACGCUUCUCUACGAGAUGCUCACGGGCUGGCCGCCGUACUUUGACCGCGACGUGCAAAAGAUGUGUGAAAACAUUCUGAUUGCUCCGCUGGCCUUUCCCGCGCGCUUUGGUAUUUCGUCGGCGGCCAAGUCGCUCAUCCGCGGUCUCCUCGAACGGGACCCGACGAAGCGGCUGCAAGCGCCGGCGCUCAAGGCCCACCCGUUCUUCCAGGGCCUCGACUGGAAAGCGCUGGAAGAGAAGCGGCUCAAGCCGCCGUUCAAGCCGCGCCUCCAAAGCCCGACGGACCUUCAGAACUUUGACAAGGAGUUCACCAAGGACGCCGUGCCCAACCUCGUCAACGAGGAGACGUCGAGUACGAGCGUGGAAGACGAGUUUUACGGCUUCUCGUUCACGUACCACCACCAAGCCAGCCCAAUGCUGACCGAGAGCGACAUGCUGCGCCUCCGCCGGAACCACUCGAUCGUCUAGGCUACCGCGUGGUCACAGUGGAGGCGUAUUUAACUCUGUAGAUAUCAUGCCCAA
Messenger RNA from Saprolegnia parasitica CBS 223.65, 1629 nucleotides. RefSeq names its product AGC protein kinase. The transcript has 5 exons. NCBI's taxonomy places the organism in Eukaryota, Oomycota, Saprolegniomycetes, Saprolegniales, Saprolegniaceae. Bases 16 to 1575 code for a protein of 519 amino acids. The record is from RefSeq and is a predicted model, not a curated record. Gene Ontology annotation, biological process: protein phosphorylation. Gene Ontology annotation, molecular function: protein serine/threonine kinase activity; ATP binding; phosphatidylinositol binding.